AUGGCUUCUAUUUCCAAUGUAUUGCAGCAUCAGUAUGAGGGCUUUGAGAAAGAUGGUGGUCUGAAGGAGAUGUUUUCUGAACACAGUCGUCCCGCCAAAGCGGAAGCGACUAGAAAGCUAAUGAACACUAAGAUGCAAGAAGGAACUUUAUUCCUUGCGCAUUUCAAGUUGAAUGUCAACAUGAAUAAGAUAGUUUUAACUCUUCCUGAGUUACUUAACCAGUUUCAAACUGCGAAAGGAAUUUUGCACAGUAAAAAGGCAUCUGGAAGUGUUAACUUAGCGGAGGAUUCUAAGCGCAAACCUAAGUGA
This is a messenger RNA of Papaver somniferum (opium poppy), 309 nucleotides long. RefSeq lists its product as uncharacterized. The record is from RefSeq and is a predicted model, not a curated record. The coding region runs from base 1 to 309 and encodes 102 amino acids. NCBI's taxonomy places the organism in Eukaryota, Viridiplantae, Streptophyta, Magnoliopsida, Ranunculales, Papaveraceae. The transcript is spliced from 2 exons.